AUGGGGUCGAAGCGCGCCUCUCUUGCCGGCCUCCUGCUGCUCGCCCUUGCCCUCAUCAUUUGCGCAGUUCAGAUGGUGAAGGCAGCGUAUGGAGAUGACACGGUGAAACGCAUGGCACGCCGUAGCCUGCUGAAUUCCGUGUAUGGCGACCAACCAGAACCACCAGCGACUGCAUAUGGGGACCAGACAGAACCACCAGCGACCACAGAGACCACCACCACUGGCAGCACCACCGGCACCACCACCACUGACAGCACCACCAGCAGCGCCACCAGUGGCAACAUCACCACCAGCAGCGCCACCAGUGGCAACAUCACCACUGGCAGCACCAGUGGAAACAGCACCACCAGCAGCGCCACCAGUGAUCCUGCCUGUGCGGCGUUGGGCUGUGAGCCGGGUGGCAAAUGUGAGGUGGAUGGAAACGGAGAGCGCUACUGCAAGUGGGACUCACCCUGUGGCGCCUGUCCCACUGGAGCCACCUGCAAGACCGUGCCUCUAGAAAGAAACGUCUCGGUGCAGGUGCCUUACUGCGAGUGCCCUGCAGGCUAUGGGAUGACCGCCACUGAAUGUGUUGCGGGAGGAAACUCCACAGUUGGUUGGGACAGCAUCACACUCAUCGCAAAUCCAGCAGCCAAGGACAAUACCUCCCGGCCCUACACCCUCCGCCUGAACCCGAAUGGCUGCACGCAGUUCCCAACUCUAAUGACUGGAAAAGCGGCCUAUUAUUUUGUUUACAUGAUCGGCACCAGCGGCCGUAUGAAUUGCCGGAUUUACAACCAUUACAAUAUGAACAACUGUGAAGGCAAACUUAUUGUAGUCUCUUCCGGGCUCGGCACCGGAAAACCGUAUUGGCCAGACGCUGCGCU
Molecule: messenger RNA, 866 nt
Organism: Closterium sp. Naga37s-1
Lineage: Eukaryota; Viridiplantae; Streptophyta; Zygnematophyceae; Desmidiales; Closteriaceae
Source: the annotation of a GenBank genome assembly